AUGACGAGCACGGCGACGCAACGAAUCCCCUCGAAGCGCCAGACCCUCGACGAAGCCUACGCACCGCCCGCCAAUUUCUUGGAGAUCGAAGUCGUCAACCCGAUCACGCACGGCGUCGGCAAGAUGCGCUACACGGACUACGAGAUCAGGAUGAGGACUAAUCUGCCCGUGUUCAAGCAAAAGGAGUCGAACGUGCGCCGGCGCUACUCCGAUUUCGAAUGGCUGCGUGGGGAGCUGGAGCGUGAUAGCAAGAUAGUCGUCCCUGGUCUGCCCGGCAAGUCGUUCAAGCGCCAACUUCCCUUCCGCUCUGACGACGGCAUUUUUGAAGAAGAGUUCAUCGAGAACAGGCGCAAGGGAUUGGAACAAUUUAUCAAUAAGGUUGCCGGCCAUCCACUUGCCCAGAACGAGCGCUCGCUGCACAUCUUCCUUCAAGAGACCUACAUUGACCGAAACUACGUGCCGGGAAAGAUUCGAUCGGCG
Messenger RNA from Mesorhabditis spiculigera, 480 nucleotides. The record is from the annotation of a GenBank genome assembly. Lineage: Eukaryota; Metazoa; Nematoda; Chromadorea; Rhabditida; Rhabditidae.